CAUUUUCACUAAUUUCACUAUUUUCUUGCAUAAACGGUACGAUAACUACACGGCUCGAUUUGGCCUAUAUUUAAAAAAACAGAGUGGAUUGAUACUUGAUUUUAGGUUUUUAAAAACAAUUUAAAGCUACAUUAAAAUCUUAUAAUGGCUGGGUCAGCAUUGCGACGGCUUAUGGCCGAAUAUAAACAGCUUACUGUUAAUCCACCAGAGGGAAUCAUUGCUGGGCCCAUCAAUGAAGAAAAUUUCUUUGAAUGGGAAGCUCUAAUCACCGGGCCAGAAGGGACAUGUUUUGAAGGUGGCAUAUUCCCGGCAAAACUAGUUUUCCCUCCAGACUACCCGCUGAGCCCUCCCAAGAUGCAGUUCACUUGUGAAAUGUUUCAUCCAAACAUAUAUGCUGAUGGGCGUGUCUGCAUAUCUAUUCUCCAUGCGCCCGGAGAUGACCCCAUGGGGUAUGAGAGCAGCGCUGAGAGGUGGUCGCCAGUUCAAAGUGUUGAAAAAAUACUGCUGUCAGUAGUCAGUAUGCUAGCUGAACCUAAUGACGAGAGUGGAGCAAAUGUUGAUGCAGCAAAAAUGUGGAGGGAGGACCGAGAACAAUUUAACAAGAUUGCUGAAAGAUUGGUCAGAAACACGCUAGGAAUACCACCACAAUAAAAUUCAUGUGCUAAACUGACUGAGCUUUAAUAUAUUUGGUGGCUUGUAAACUAGUGUGAAAAUAUAUUUUUUUUGCAUAAUCUUUCUACACAUGAGAAUAUGUAUAUAUAUACUCAGAGUUACCUAAAGAACGGCAAACAAUUAACAAAUUUUACUACUUGUAUGUCUGAGUAUUAGUUAGGAUUGUUUACAUAUAAAUGUAUAAUGUUGACACAACACUUAUGAUAAUUAUUUAUGUUAAUAUCAGAUUAAAUGAUGAUCGAUAUUAUAUUUGCACAAAGCUUAAACUUACUGCAGAAUAAUUUUAUUGUUUGAUAAUGAUAACUACUUAUACAUAUGGACAUGUAA
Cydia fagiglandana is the source of this 999-nucleotide messenger RNA. RefSeq names its product ubiquitin-conjugating enzyme E2 G2 (gene Ubc7). Gene Ontology annotation, cellular component: cytosol; endoplasmic reticulum. Bases 145 to 651 code for a protein of 168 amino acids. Lineage: Eukaryota; Metazoa; Arthropoda; Insecta; Lepidoptera; Tortricidae. The transcript is spliced from 5 exons. The record is from RefSeq and is a predicted model, not a curated record.